This is a messenger RNA of Zychaea mexicana, 1971 nucleotides long. RefSeq lists its product as uncharacterized. The transcript has 2 exons. The record is from RefSeq and is a predicted model, not a curated record. Gene Ontology annotation, molecular function: mRNA binding. Bases 1 to 1971 code for a protein of 656 amino acids. Lineage: Eukaryota; Fungi; Mucoromycota; Mucoromycetes; Mucorales; Lichtheimiaceae.
AUGACAACUGAAACAUCCCUCAUGGGUACCUCGGCCUUCUCGGUCGCACCAACGGAUUUUCGCAUUGUGCAUCCUCUCUCGGCAUCUCCAGCAUCAUCGGCAUUCUUUCCUCCCAACAACUGUUCACCGCCGCCAUCAUCACAGCCACAACAGCUUCAGCAACACACUUCGAAUGGCAUCAGCAGUAAUAAUCCAGAGGAUGUAACGACCAUCUUUGUCGUCGGUUUUCCAGACGAUAUGUUGGAACGAGAAUUUCAAAACAUGUUUACGUUCUCGCCCGGCUUUGAAGCCGCUUCCCUGAAAUGGCAUUGCAAGGAUCAAGACGAAGACGGCAGUGGAGCUGCUGCUGUUAAUACUGCUAGUGCCAGUGCUGCCACUACGGCCAGCAGUGGCUCUGGCAGUGGCUCUGCUGGAGCAAAGAAGCAAAUGAUUGGGUUUGCAAGAUUCCGCACACGUUUAGAAGCAAUGGAAGCCGUCGAAGUAUUAAGCGGCAAAAGGAUCGACACUGACAAAGGCUCUGUGCUCAAAGCGGAAAUGGCAAAGAAGAAUUUGCAUAUCAAGCGUGGCUCGAUCGUACCGAAUGUACACCCUUCAAUUCCGGGUGGUUCUUCGUCUGCAGCGGCCGCGGCAGCAGCAGCAGCAGCAGCAGCAGCAGCAGCUCAGCAACAGCAACAGCAACAGCAACAGCAACAAUCAUCCCAACAAUCACAGCAUCCACUACAGCAACAACAACCAUCACAUCAUCUUCAUCAUCAUCAUCAUCAGCAGCAGCAGCAGCAACAUCAUCCACACCAUCAUCAGCAUCAAGCAGCGGCGGCAGCGGCAGCACAAGCAGCAGCAGCAGCAGCCGCGGAGACUGGUUCAUCUCCGCUGAGCAUCUUGUCGAGAAAGAUGAGUUUACACCCACCUCCGACCGCCUACGACACAUUUUCACCGUUGCCAAGCGACCUGCUGUCACCAGCCGACUACAAGAACGAUCCCUUCAACGACCAUCCACUGGCAAAUGGCUCGUCGACCACUCCCACCACCUCCACUGCUGCAACAUCCACUAGUGUCAAUGGUGGUGGCGGCUUCAACGACGCAUUUUUCAACCUGCGCUCUCAAUCCUUUGAUGCUCGAAGCAAUGACCUUGUUGUUUCGCCGCGUGCAUUCAGCUUGUAUCCACGCUCAACCAACCGUGUCGGCAGCAGUAGUGCCGCCGCCAUGCACGGACUGAUGCAGGACACAGCCGUAUCAGCAUCCUUGGGCGGUCCCAUCUCCUCAUCAGUACCGGACAGCGAUCCAUUCGGUUAUCUCUCGAAAUCAUCUCCCGUCAUGAACGACAGUCGCGCGAAUGGAAGCGCGUCGUUUUUUGAGACAGCUAUAGCCAACGGUAGCACCAACACGGACAUCUUGAGCUCGCGCAUGAACUCGUUGCUGAUCAACACCAACAACAACAAUGGCACCAAUGGCAGUAAUAACAACAACAGCAGCAACGGGAUCUCUUCUGAUCUGCGUGCUGCUCCAAGCAUGUCGUCGCCGAGCAACUACCGUGGCAGCAUAAGCAGCAGCAGCAACAAUCCAGCCGACCAGAAUCCACCUUGCAACACGCUGUACGUCGGCAACUUGCCGCCCUACACGAGCGAGGACGAGCUGCGACAAUUGUUCUCGAAAUGCACCAACUUUAAACGGCUGUUGUUCCGCUCCAAAAACCAGCAGGGACCCAUGUGCUUCGUCGAGUUUGAAGACGUCGUAUAUGCUACGCAAGCCAUGAACGAGCUCCAGGGCCACACGCUCAGCAACUCGGUCAAGGGCGGUAUUCGCCUGUCCUUCAGCAAGAACCCGCUGUUCACCAAGCCUAAUGGUGCGAAUGGUACCACCACAACCGCAACCCCCACUGCCACGACCACGAGCACCGGCAGCACGAACAGCAACAACAGCAACAGCAACAAGAAAGGUGGCGACAGUUUCAUGUUUGAUCCUCCAAUGUGA